AUGAAGCGGAUGAACACAGAAGGAGUAGAAUCGAUAGAGCUGCAGUCCUGUGAAGUGCAAGAAGAGUGCUGCGUGCGUAACGACACACACAACGUGAUUUCCUCCGAGCAUUAUGGGAAAUCUGGAACACUGCAUCGAUGGAAGAAUGAGAAGAAUACAACGACAUCACUGUUCCAUCAAAGGCUGUCGUUGCAACAGGUGCUGCGUGUCCUUGUAAUGUUAUGGCUACUGCUGCCCAUACCAAACCCAUUUCUCUGCUGUGCUGCAGCUGCUGGCACAAAUGGUAUUUUGACAACCAUUACCGGUUGCUUUCCUAAUAUGGUGGUCUAUGACAGUCAGACAACACAACACUGCGAGGUGGACAAUGCCAAUGUUUUAAGUACCUUGUCUCUUAAGGUUGGGUAUUACACUCCUGAAGGAAGACUCAUUUCUGGAUGGCCAGCUUCUCUUGUGGAGGGAACAAGUCUCAUUUCAUUUGUGCCAAACAGUGCUGCUCCAGGGGAUAUGAGUCUUGUCAUUCUAGACGAUAGUCAAUUGGAGGGCCCUAUUCCAGUGACGAACAACUUCACCAUGAACUUUGUGAGAUAUGGAGCAACAACAGCAUCAUUUACUUCUAACAGUGCCUAUUAUGGGUUGAAGACAAUGGUGCGGACAAAUUUACCAAAUACCAAUGCCAUUCAGAACUACCUGCUGGUUCCUCCUCAGUCAGACUGUGAUGCCAUGGCAAAAAAAUGUACUGUUGCUGCUGGGUGCUACAAUUUGGCGAUUUCUGCAUCCUUUCCUAUUCCUGGGAACUAUUCACUGUGCUUAUCCGCGAGUGGAUGGCGAGGCUACUACUUGCCGUGGGGUGGAAUUCCCCUCGAGGUGAGGGUGCUGGUGCCAAACGAGCUGUAUAUGAACGCUCUCGGGAAAAACACGCUGUUGCUCCAGGACGCAGUGAGAGGUGCAAAUGUGACUGAUAUGAACAGUGUGUUCCUGGUGAAGUGCCCAUACAGUGUGUGUUCACGAGAGACACUAAACAGUGGUGAUCUAAUAGUGAGUGUUGAUGUGUGUACUGGGACCGCUGUCACGGAUCGUGUGUACUUGUCUGCUAAGGGUGGACCCUUCUCUGCAACAACAGGUGAGUACGCUGUCUGCGCGGAUUACGGUGCAGAGGUUGGUAUUUCUCCCGCUGCACUUCCAGUAAGAGUAUUGCAGGAUCCCUUUGUUUUCAAUGUCACUGUGAUUACAAACACGUUGGUGACGAUUGAUGUGCGUGGGGGUGAUCUCUCAUGGAGGCAGGAACCAUAUCAAGUGUGUGCGGUGCUGCCGAAUACACCGUGUGAGUCUGUGGCUACUGCUCGAGAUUCUGUAUGUGUGAGGAGUAGCACCCCAAAUUCCCCAUCUGUUGAUGUUGACAUCUCGAGUCUGUACAGUCUGUAUAAACUGGGUGCUGACAAAGUGACCUUUUGCUUUGUUGCAUCUGAUGUGACAUUUAACGGUCGCCGUUAUGUUUGGUCGCAUGAUGUGAGGGAAUCUUUUUUGCCGGAGGGUGACUCAGCAGUGGCGCCAAGCUCGAAUAAAUUAUCUGUUGGUGCCAUUGUUGGUAUUGUUAUCGCAGUUGUGGUUGUUCUUGUUAUUGUGGCUGUCAUUCUGUAUUGUGUGCUGCGUCAGCGACCACAGCAAGAACAACAGCGACCCCGAAAAAAGGUGCCGAUGGAUGUUGUGAAGUCUCGACCCACAGGUAAUACAACCACAGUGGAGACUACUUCGAACUCUCUGACAACAGCUUCUACGACUGAAGUUACAACAACUUCUGCUUCAUCUAGAAAUACAGCUAGUUCUGUACAAAGUGAUGAUAGCUCCCAGAAUACUGAUGAUACUGUUAGCAGCGUACUGUGUUGGAGUAACGCUUCACCCAGCGAAGGACAGAUGAAAGAGACGUCCGCACCUCUUUUCGACCCAUGGCCAGUGUAUAUUUUUCCCACUUAUGCAGCACUUUAUAAUAGGGGACCUGAGAAAAAAAAAACUAUCGAGAAGCAAAAGAGGAUACAUGAGCGGGAACCGAAUAACCUGACGUAUUCCGGGAGAAUAAGAAAAAUGUCGGAGAGUUUAGAAGAUAUAUGCGGCCCGGUACUGGAAUCGCCAUCCAAUGAUUCUCUUGAACAGUUUGAGCUUCAAGGUAUCAAACAAAGGAAGGAUGAAAAGUAUAAACAAUUCCGUAAUAAUAGACGUAGAGAUGAAUGA
Trypanosoma theileri is the source of this 2226-nucleotide messenger RNA. RefSeq lists its product as uncharacterized. The coding region runs from base 1 to 2226 and encodes 741 amino acids. The record is from RefSeq and is a predicted model, not a curated record. The transcript has a single exon. Lineage: Eukaryota; Euglenozoa; Kinetoplastea; Trypanosomatida; Trypanosomatidae.